AUGGAGAGCUCGACGCCUUUAGAACAAGAUUUCCGAGCAUUGGCUGGCGUUUUGACAAGCUCGGAUUGCGUAGCUGUGUGGCCUACAGCCGGUGAAGGUUUGGUGGGUGAGUUCCAGGUACUGGUGGAGGAGGAAUGGCAGCAAUUGCUACGUCAUGGACUCCACCUCGUCUCGGAUGCCGAAGUGAAGGAGCUCUAUUGCCUCCAAAACGUCCCAGGGUAUGCUGAGCUGGUGGUGCGCGUGUUUCGACUGGUUCAAGAGCCUUUUCCUCGAAGGGGGGUCUGGCAACUGCAGGAGCUACCUGGAACAAGGCAAAUAAUAAAGACGAAGAGCGAGUUGUCAAGAAGCGAUUCAACUGCGGGGGACUCGCUACCUAGGUCAGGAAAUGGUUCCAAAGCGUGGACUAUUUCUCCGGCGAAAAUGCAGAGAAAACGACGCCAAAACAGUGAUUCUGAGGAUCGCGUUGCUAGUUCGAACAAAUCAAACGAUGAGGUUCGACCACCAACGAAAACUCGUCGAGUGAGUCCUGAAAAAAAGGACAGGGCUGCGCCUGUUGCUCUGAUAUCCGACAAUUGUGACAGCGUUGGCAACACAGCAAGAUCUCGGCGAUCAGGGCAAUCAGAUGCUGCUAAUAAACGUCAUGAACUUCGCGCUGCUGAUGCCGCUCGUGCGCUUGGCUUGUUGCAUCAAAGUGAUACCGUAGCGUAUGCUGAUGGUACUGGUCUCGAUCAGACAAGGUAUGAAUCGCUCAACCGAGCUCGAGUGGUAUCGCUAUCUGCCAGAGGAACGGAAUCGCUUUGGUCAGCUCUGGAGAGUGCCUCGACACGAGUCCUCAAGUUGCUCAGUAAUGGCUUAUUUUCGGUGGUUAUGGGGAUCAAGACUCAGGAUUCAUUCGACUACGAUUUAUUAUGGAUCGAAGAAGACGACAGACACUGCUGGACGAUGUUCGGCGAACCGAGGAUCCCUUAGUGAGAAAAUUAGCAACAAGCGGAUUAACAGACUGUCGUAGACGUCCUGGUAACUAAAGAUAGAGAAGAACAAAAUACAAGUUGCUUUCCAC
Molecule: messenger RNA, 1060 nt
Organism: Phytophthora nicotianae INRA-310
Lineage: Eukaryota; Oomycota; Peronosporomycetes; Peronosporales; Peronosporaceae
Exons: 1
Coding region: 1-969 (322 amino acids)
Source: RefSeq, a predicted model, not a curated record